Daldinia childiae is the source of this 1176-nucleotide messenger RNA. Its product is annotated as Ankyrin-3. Gene Ontology annotation, molecular function: protein binding. The coding region runs from base 1 to 1176 and encodes 391 amino acids. The record is from RefSeq and is a predicted model, not a curated record. The transcript has a single exon. NCBI's taxonomy places the organism in Eukaryota, Fungi, Ascomycota, Sordariomycetes, Xylariales, Hypoxylaceae.
AUGACAGAACUACAUUUAGCUGUAUCGCAUGGAAGCUAUGAGGUUACCACCCAUCUCCUCGACGAGGGCGCUGAAAUCGAUAUCUUUGAAUCGGAAUACGGGACACCGCUCUACGUGGCAAGCAUAAGAGGCUAUGUCGAGAUUAUAAAGCUAUUAAUAGCGAGGGGUGCUAACGUCAAUGGCUAUGUUCCAGCGAAGGGAGUGGCCCUAUUCGGCGCCGUCUUUGAAGGGCAGCUCGAAGCAGUAGAGGCUCUUUUAGGGAACGGAGCCGACAUCGAGUAUGAGGACGAUUCCGGAACCACUGCUCUAUCCCUAGCCAUACAAAAAAGGAAUCUGGCAGCAAUACAGUAUCUAGUUCAGAUGGGUGCGAAUCCCAAUCAUACUUCGAAAGAAGGGAGACCUCUUUUACACGUCGCUAUUCAAGGAAAAGACCCAGCGAUAGUCCGGGCUCUCCUCGACUGUGGCGUUGAAGUUAAUGUCAAAGACUCAAAUGGGUUCACUGCGCUUACGCUGGGUAUUAUAAAAGGUAGUUUGGAAAUCAUAGAUUUACUCCACCAAAGAGGCGCGAGCUUAGACGAGCGUGGCGAAAGGCCAUUCCCUCCGCUUCUAGCCGCCAUUAUGAUGAAACAACAACACAUCAUAGAUUGGCUUUUGCAGAAAGGUGUAGACGCGCACUGUACCGGGAAGGACGGGACAACAGCGCUACACAUCGCAGCGAAAGUUGGAUCAUCUUCGGUUGUACGCAAUCUACUUGCGCACUUCGAGCUCGACCUCGACACUAAUGCGAAGUGUCCUGAAGUAAACGUGACGUGUAAUGAAGGAAAGACACCACUUCAUACUGCUGUAGAACAUGGCCAUCUUGAUAUCGUGAAGAUGUUAGCUGAAGCAGGUGCGGAUCUCAACGCCGAAGAUCAGCUAUCCAAAACGCCUUUGUAUCUCGCCGGAAAGCAGGAAAUUAAGAGCAUCCAAGAGUUCUUAAUAAAACAUGGAGCACGGCAAUCACCUCCGCAAUCUCAACUCUGUGAUGUAAUCGUUGUGCUUGAGAACGGGAUGGCUUAUCGGGGGACUUUGGAAUUUCAGGGAGACAGAGGGAAUUUAACGGAUGAGGAUAUCACUAAUCUUGCACGAGGUCUUGAAUUUCCAUAUAAAGUUAAAGAGGUUAGACUCAGUGAGUAA